AUGACUAAGAUUCGAAGAUGCUAUAGGGUGUGCUAUGACAGUAAUACGUAUGAAGCAAGUUGUGAGUGUAAACACUUUCAGUUUCAUGGAAUCAUUUGUCGACAUAUGAUCUAUGUGUAUGACCAUUGUGGUGUUUCCAUUGUUCCUGAGAAGUAUAUUCUACGUCGUUGGAGGAAGGAUAUUCAAAGCAAACACACACGAGUGAAAGUAGCUUACCAUGAUCCACUUAAAACCGAUGAAGCCAGGCAAUAUCACAAAUUGAUGGGGAUGUAUGAACCUAUUUACUCAAAGGCUUCAGCUUGUAAGGAGGGUGUUGAGGCUGUGGCAGAGUUGUUGCAAUUGAUGGACCUUAGAGUCAAUGAAGUGUUGGCAAUGGUUGCCAAAAGACAGGAAUAG
Chenopodium quinoa (quinoa) is the source of this 396-nucleotide messenger RNA. Its product is annotated as protein FAR1-RELATED SEQUENCE 1-like. The transcript has a single exon. NCBI's taxonomy places the organism in Eukaryota, Viridiplantae, Streptophyta, Magnoliopsida, Caryophyllales, Amaranthaceae. Gene Ontology annotation, molecular function: zinc ion binding. The record is from RefSeq and is a predicted model, not a curated record. The coding region runs from base 1 to 396 and encodes 131 amino acids.